Arachis stenosperma is the source of this 1017-nucleotide messenger RNA. RefSeq lists its product as uncharacterized. Lineage: Eukaryota; Viridiplantae; Streptophyta; Magnoliopsida; Fabales; Fabaceae. Gene Ontology annotation, biological process: DNA integration. Gene Ontology annotation, molecular function: nucleic acid binding. The record is from RefSeq and is a predicted model, not a curated record. The transcript has 2 exons. Bases 1 to 1017 code for a protein of 338 amino acids.
AUGAAGAAGGGCAGGAAGUAUUAUGGCAGUGCCAUGGAUCAGCAUAUGGAGGUCACUUUAGUGGAGAAAGGACAACAGCAAAAGUGCUCCAAUCUGGAUUUUACUGGCCAACAGUUUUUAGGAUGUCAAGGAAAUGGUGUCAAGGUAUUUCAUGGACCCUUUCCAACCUCCUACUCAAAUAGCUACAUAUUAGUGGCUGUUGAUUAUGUUUCAAGAUGGGUAGAGGCCAUAGCUACUGCAACAAAUGACAACAAGGUUGUGAUAAGCUUCUUGAGAAGGAAUAUCUUCAGCAGAUUUAGAGUUCCCAGAGCUCUCAUUAGGAAUGGAGGGUCACACUUCUGCAACAAACAAUUGGAAGCACUCCUUCUCAGAUAUGGAGUCAAACACAAAGUGGUAACUCCAUACCACCCACAGACCAACGGGCAAGCCGAGAUUUUCAAUAGAGAGCUGAAACGGAUACUUGAAAAAACUGUUGGAAGUUUAGCAAAGGACUGGUCAAGGAAGCUAGACGAUGCUCUAUGGGCCUACAAGACAGCCUUCAAGACUCCCAUUGGGAUGUCACCAUACCAACUAGUAUUUGGCAAGGCUUGCCACUUACCAGUUGAACUAGAGCAUAGAGUCUUCUGGGCUCUAAAACUACUCAAUUUUGAUGAGCAAGUUGCUGGAGAAAAGAGAUUAAUGCAACUCAAUAAACUGGAAGAUUUUAGAAAUCAAGCAUAUGAGAAUGCAAAAAUCUACAAAGAGAACACAAAAAGGUGGCAUGACCAAAUGAUAGCAAGGAGAGAGUUCACUGAAGGGCAGAAGGUGUUACUCUACAACUCAAGACUCAAGUUCUUCUCUGGAAAACUUAAGUCUCGAUGGUCAGGACCUUUCACCAUACUCAAGGUGUUUUCCUAUGGUCAUGUGGAGCUCAUGAAAGACAAGACCCAGAGAACUUUUUCUAUCAAUGGCCAUCAACUCAAACACUACUUAGGAGGCUCCUUGGAGGAGCAGAGAGUGAGCUACAAGCUCAGCUAA